ACUGCUGUUAUUCAUACUUUUAAUAUUAGUAUAUGGACUUAUUUGAUAACGUGUCAUAUUUCAGUGUUUUAUUUAUUGAUUAUUGGUGAUGCCAGAGAAUGCGGCUAUAUUGUAUUGCUUAUAAAAUAGGUUACAAAUGCGCUAUGUAGCCGCCUCAGUGAGAGAGAGAGGGGAUUAGUGGCCUUUGUUAUGUCUUCUGUAUAAUGGAAUCGUCGUUAUUUCUUUAGCCAAUUGGGUGCCGAAGCCUGAAAGCUCUGGUUUAAGCUUACCCGGCCUAUUUGGCAUUUUGAUUGAUGCUCCUGUGGCUCCCUCCAUCCGGCAAGCCAAAAAGGAGGAAGGGGGAAAACGACAAACGGCUGAAGUUCAGUGUUUCUCACACAUGCUCACGCACUCGUGGUUCUGAGACAGCGAGGAUCCGAGCAUUAAGCCGCGCUCCUGUAGCUGCGUGAUCAGGCGCGGCGCGAAGGAGCUCUGGGAGCGCGCGCCUCUUCGGGACCAUGGAUCAUAACAUAGGAGCACAUCUCCACCACACACACGUAGACUCCAUCAGCUUCGGCAUCGAUCAGAUUCUCAACAAUGCAGAGCAAGGGAGCUGUAUGAUCUCUAACCCCAGGAUGCAGGAUUUGGACUACGGGCUGGGGAGCAUUGUGAGCAAUGCCUACAACACCAUGACGGGCAACUUCAACGGCAAUAACACCGGCGGAUACAACAGCAACGCGUGCAGCGCUGCACCACUCGGUGGCUCCUACAACAUGAACAUUGGCAUGAACGGGAACGGAAACGGCCUGAACGCGUCCGGGGUGAUCCGUGUACCCGCACACCGGCCACUCAACAGCAUGCACUCCUCCAUUCAAACAAGCGGGGCCACGGUGCACAACAUGGCAGCCAUGGGCACUCUGAACAACCUCACCGGAUUAACAUUUCCGUGGAUGGAGAGUAACAGGAGGUAUACCAAAGACAGGUUUACAGGUCACCCGUACCAGAACCGCACACCACCGAAGAAGAAGAAGCCGAGGACGUCGUUCACGCGCCUGCAGAUCUGCGAGCUGGAGAAGCGCUUUCACCGCCAGAAGUACCUGGCUUCAGCAGAGAGAGCCGCUCUGGCAAAAGCACUUAAAAUGACUGAUGCACAAGUCAAAACAUGGUUCCAGAACAGAAGAACAAAAUGGAGGAGGCAGACGGCGGAGGAAAGAGAGGCCGAACGGCAGCAGGCAAACCGCUUAUUAAUGCAGCUACAACAAGAAGCUUUUCAAAAGACUCUAAACCAGCCUGUAACUCCGGACCCGAUCUGCCUGCACAACAGCUCCCUGUUCGCCCUGCACAACCUGCAGCCAUGGACUGAUAAUACCAACAAGAUCAGCAGCGUCUCCACCUGCGACUAGCAACACCAACUCUUCU
This is a messenger RNA of Ictalurus furcatus (blue catfish), 1398 nucleotides long. It is a transcript of the gene tlx1, whose product is annotated as T cell leukemia homeobox 1. Bases 498 to 1382 code for a protein of 294 amino acids. Gene Ontology annotation, biological process: animal organ development; regulation of transcription by RNA polymerase II. The record is from RefSeq and is a predicted model, not a curated record. Gene Ontology annotation, cellular component: nucleus. The transcript is spliced from 3 exons. Lineage: Eukaryota; Metazoa; Chordata; Actinopteri; Siluriformes; Ictaluridae. Gene Ontology annotation, molecular function: DNA-binding transcription factor activity, RNA polymerase II-specific; RNA polymerase II cis-regulatory region sequence-specific DNA binding.